Messenger RNA from Procambarus clarkii (red swamp crayfish), 14668 nucleotides. NCBI's taxonomy places the organism in Eukaryota, Metazoa, Arthropoda, Malacostraca, Decapoda, Cambaridae. The record is from RefSeq and is a predicted model, not a curated record.
GCAUCCCUGAGCGCCGGAGGGCAGUCAUGCUCUGGUCCUCCGAGUGGCACCAUCUCUCCAAUAUUACCCAAUAGAAUCUUAUACAAAACCAUCUGCAAUGAAAUUUAAGCAUGAAUGUAAACGAGCGGAAAAAUCUUUACAACUAUUACUAAAUGAUGUGCAGAGAGGAGCCGAGGCGUGUCAGCGCUAACUGACCUAAUAUAACGUGGCCGCCAAGUGAACCUAUGGAACGUGGCUGUCGUUUCACCCAAAAGAACCCUACCCCAAUUGACCCCAAUGAACGCGGCGGUCAAAUGAACGAAUAACGCGCAAAUCCUACUGAACGCAGAGGACGGUCCCCAAAACUAGUGAGCGACACUGACAUCACCAGAACAUGUGAACGCCGCCGACAGCUUGAGUGAACGGACAGGAGAGAAUGGUGAAGAGGAAAGCUUGUGAUGAAGACUGGGAGAGAGAGGAGCUGGCUGUCCCUCUCCCAAUACAGACGUUCCUAUGGCGCCAGAGCAGUCCAUUCAUCAGACCCAAGUUGGGUAAGCUGCAUGAGGCUACUUGUAUGUUCUGCCAGAGCGCUCCUAGCCAUCACGAGAUCAAGGAAGCGUCCAAGUCUCUGGAGAAAGUGUUGGUGCAAAAUAUUCUCUUCGGCCUCUCGCCUUCCCUUACUGACGCUAUCAAGAGUGUACCUCGAUGGCGGUUCAUCCAGGCUGCCCUACCCCACGUCAUGCACUCUGCCGCUUCUCUCCUCUAUAACAGGAGGGAGUCGACCAUUACAAACCUCGGCGCUGCCGAGACCAAGUUACUCUACACACUCCACUGGAUAAUCCUGGACGCCGCGGAAGAGUGCGCAGACGCCGACCAGGAGAAGGGCCGCAGCAAGCCGACUGUCUUCCCUUACCACUUCUCCCUGGCUACCAUUCAGGUAUUCAUCUACCUGUUCGCACCGCUGCUGCACACGCUGAAGGAGUCGGACUUCCAAAAUUUUCGACUGGAGAACGGGUUGAAGAUCUGGGGAGCCCUUUGGGAGUACCGCCACCCCGAUGUACCGGCCUUCACUACCGCCGUCAGGCCCCGCAGUAAGGAGGCAGAGCCACACCAACAGCACACCUGUGUCCCCGACAGGCAGGUGCUCAGGGCCAAGAAGGUACGCCGCUCCAACACCCAGUUCGGCGAUGUAUUUCUGGGCGGCGGGGCAGGUCGACUAGGUAUCAGCCCGGAUGAUGAGAACCUUCUGUUCCUCUUGAAUGGUGGGAAGAGCCGCUCCAUCACCCCGCCUCCCAGCGACCCAUCCUCAUCCUCCACCCUUGACUCUAGGAUCCCUGAUGCUGCCAAGCUCGAGGAGGAGCUGCGACUCCUGUGUGGGAAUCGUGAGGCCACCUUUCCUGAGACCAUCCCAGAGGAGACAUCCAGCACAGAAGAGGAACAUGUGGUGAUAUUCAGACUUGGAUCCUACCCUGACAACGAUGGACGAGAGUCGCACGUAUACAAGGCUGAGCACCCAUCGUGCUUCCUCCGCACACCAACUGUGGAAAUCAGUGACACCACCAGUCCCACGCAGCCACCUUCCCUUGCAGCCUCCACAUCACCUACUGAUUCCCACUCACCAAGACUCAAUGAAAUCAAUGCCUCUACCAAGACCAGCAUUUCGGCUACAGGAGCUAAGCCAAGCUCUCUUACGGAUCCCACCUUGGCAACGUUUCUUGACGUUGCUGUUCUCCGGUGUCUGUUUGUGCAUCAGUGGAUGGAAGAGGGGGUUUAUUGGGCCAUUAAUUUUAUUUAUAGAAGAGCGCAAAGACUGCAAGAUAUCGGUGAGGAGACGGGACAUUCAGUCCCCCCAAGGCGGAGAAGCAAUUCUCUUCCUAUCCCAAAGAUUCACGUUUCUCUUCACUGCGACCCUACAGAGGAGAGGAAACCCAAGGAUGGAUUAGAUCAGAGUGACCAGUCAUCUUCUGAUUAUAUUAGUGAUUCACCUUUCUUGUCUGACCAUCCAUGCCCCCAAAGAGAGGGAAUGACCAGCUCCGGUGGGAGCACAAGGAAGAAGAAGAAGCUUAAUGAGCUCAGAGCUUUUGUUGAGACAAAAUUGAGGUCAUGUUCAGAGAAGGCCCUUGAGAAAAUAGGUCAUGAAGAUUCUCGAAGGUCAUCAGUGUCCGAGGAACCGGGUGGGGGUGCCGGGGAGUUUGGUGGCAGUUCUUGGGGCAUUGAUGGAGAAAAAUCAAGACCACACUCUGCUAUGGAUAAGUUUGUGGAGGAAUUACGUCAGCCAUGCCCUCCAUCACCUAGAUUUCCUCCUGCGGGUCUGGUAAAGGGCAAGAGUAUGCCAUCACUCAGCAGCCUCAUUGACGAGCUGCCGUACCUGGGGUACGUGGGAGAAGGUAGAGAGAGACGCGCCUUUCCACACAUGAUAGGCGCCACCCACCCAAUCAUAACCGUCACACAACACACGCCCUCUCCCAGCGAACACGGAUGGCGUGACCAGGCAUCUCAAAGUGGCAGUAUCGAGGGUCACGUUAUCUACCAGCGACCUCCACUCUCACGCUCCCAGACGGACUCCAACAUACAAUAUUCACAUGAGGAAGCUGUGGAAGCUCCUGGCUCCAUCCAUUACAUCACCCGUGAUGGUCAUAUUAAUCUCCAUGUCCUCCUUAAGGCGGCGCAGUCAGUGGCACAGCGCGAUGCUCAUGUGUGUUCACUGCGUGUGUGUGAGAUUCUUUUGCACCUUUUGGAUUUCCUCUUGGAUCUUGGACUUCUCAAAACUCCCAAACGAUGGCAAAAACUAGAUAAAGACAAAGAUGAGGAGAGAGGCGAAGAUGACCCUAAGCCUACAGAAAAGGACAAGGAGCAAAACAAUCACUUCAUAUUCAUGGACACUAUUAUUAGGAUUUACCGUCACCUUGGCUGCCAACAUGGCUGUGGAGAUGGGCAUCGGGGGCCUCCAGCGGACUUUCUUCGGUAUACAGGCCAAGGGCUGUUAGCACGGUUGUAUCGCUACGAUCAAAGCACCUUCCGCAGGUUUCUCAGGAUUUAUGUCAAGACAAGACCCAUUACCGAAAUUCUGGAGUUUUUCCAUGCAUUCCUGGGCUUUUGUGUCGACCCUAGCUCCCUGCUCUCUCCUAUGAAUGCUCAAGUUUCUCCUGUAGGCCAGAAGCGGACAGGGUCAGCAAAAGGGGUUGACACCCAGCAAGGAGGUUAUGCCACCAACUUUGGGGCAUCUCUUGGGGGUGCUGGCUCCAGGGGCAUUGAGGGACAGCUUGUUGCCUCUGUAUUUAAGGCUUUGGUGUCCCGGUUUGUCAAAGCCAGCAAAGAGCUGAAAAAUCCUGAGAACAUGGCUGUGUACUGUGAUGUCCGGCAGCUGCUGGCAUACACCAGAGAGGGUCACGGUGGUGUGUUUCGGAGGGUGGCACUCUCAGGCCUCAUUGACUCUGCCGACCGACCACACAAACAUCGCCAAAAACUACAAACUACCAGGGUUGUCAGACGAGUGACAGUGGAGGAGGACACCUACCGAGACUCUCCUCCAACCAUGACAGAGGAAGGAGGAGAUGCUGGGAAAGGCAGAAAAGGAAUUUUCAAGAAAAAAUCAACCUCUUCUUCCAUUACGUCUGUCAUCAGGAAAGCCCCAUCUGUUAGUAGUGUUUAUGAUGAGCAGCAAGAGGACUCGACUGGUGGUCAGAGUCCUGUGUCAACAGUUCGUCGUCGCCACCACCAGAUGAUGGGACCACGACCCUCAGAACAUGAUCACCUCGCCCCUAAUGCCAACCCUAAAGGCAGAAGGGUUUCCAAGCUUGUGAGUUGGCUGCGUGGUCGAAGCAUGGAAGGAGAGGGAUUAGGCAUCCAUCCAUUCCUUGGGGAGCCAGUAGAGCUGCCACCUGCUCUCGCUCGCCGCCUCUCCCACACAGCAUCUCACAGCAUUUCUCACGGAUUGAUGGGUGGGGGCGUUACUCGUCCCAGGCUGAUUACCAAACCUGGAGCUGGACCUAUGAGUGUGAAGCUGAUGCAGGCCCGUCGCAGGAUGGAAGACCACAUUGGGCGCAUUGGCUUCGGAAAGAUCAAGAAGAAAGACUACAGCUGUGAUGAGACUCCGGACCCCAGCCGGAGGAACAGCCUAGACCAGGAAGGUGGGGUGAGGGAGACGAGUGUGGUGCUGGUGAGGGAGAGGAAGCUGGUUCCAAUGGAGAUGGUGAGGAACGGUAUGCAACGUUUCAGCUUCCUGCUGGAAACCUGCCAGCCCGGCUCAGUGCCUGACCCUCAGCUCAUAGCUGCUGUCUUAGACCUGCCUGGUGCUCCAGUUAUUGCACGCGCAGCAUUCCUAAUGGAGAUUGCACACUUUAUCCAUCGAUGCAACCGUGGGGCCUGGCCAGCUUGGAUUAAGAUGUCGCUCCCAAUGUACCGUCCCUCGGUUUCUCUUUCCCGAGCUCUGCCUUCAGGGGCAAGAAGGAUGAACAUCCUUCAGCGUGGGGCUGGUAGGAUGUUCUACCAGUGGGCUGAGGCUCUUGGAACCCGUCUGGAGGAACUCCUGGAGGAGUCUGGACCCACAGUAGAGGAGGUUGUGACACCCAUCACUGAUACAGAAACUCGCCGUGCCCUCAGAGCCAACGACGAAGAGGAAGACUUUCUUGAUGAGAUCAGUGUCAAUCCUGGAGGAGCUGACUGUCCGAUGGCGCUGAAGCUAGUGGCGGUGCAGGUACUGCUGGAAAUUACAGCCUUCUUGAGGGAGACCUACACUGCAUUACCAAAGUCUACAAGGAUGUCUGUUCGUGGGGAGCGACCAUUAGCCUGGGGUGGUCCCUGUGGCGGGUUGGGACCUGGAAGGGACCCCAACAGGAGGUGGUCCAUGGCCCUCUCUUCUAUGGGGUACUCCCAUCCUUCUGCUCAGAGCCUCCAGAGCAUUGGUGAAGCUCACCCAGCUGGAUUUACCGGUGAACGUAAGAUCAGCUUUGCCCUUCAUGACCCAGACAACGUAAGCUUGGGCAGCUCCAACACCACAGUCACGGUACAGAGUGGACAGUACUGUGACGAGGACCGUAGACGAGCGGUGCAGUCGAGCCGUAGUCACCACCUCCUAAAGAAGGGUGCCAGUCACAACUCCUCAUUCAAGCGACGCUCAUUCAAACUCAGCCGCAGAAGCAAGGACCCUGACUCUGACUCUAUCAAGAGAUCUGACAGUGUCCGAUCACGAAGGAAAGUGUCUGCUGUCAGUGAACGAUCUGACACUUCUGAACACUUAGAGCAAGAGGUAUCAGGGGAAGAGUCGCCCGGAGUCCUGAGCAAUGAGGAGCUGCCGGAGAGUCCUACUGAUGGGGAUAUCGAUGAGGAGAGUCUAACUUCUAACAUGCCUUGGCUCAAGACCAUAGUACGAGUAUCUUCACUAUACAACAUGACCUGCACCCACCAGACCUUCUGCCACCCUCACUGUUAUAAGAGGAACAUGCGAGCUUGUAGAAGGCUUAUGCAUGCGGUCAGGAAGAUGUAUGGAGAGGAGUUUGAAGAGCAGGAGGAGGAGGCAGCUAAUGUGGUUGACCCUGGACGCGAUGCUAAGAAAGAGAAGAAACAGGGAAGAAAGGCAUCAGAGCAGGGCCACAGCUCUCCACUCAAGAGGAAGGAGAGCUUUGCCCGUCGUGAUAAGAUCGACCGGAGUGUGGAUAUAUCUGCAGUAUUGUCCAGGCUUGGUCACCACCAGGGAUCAGCUGUUCACCUUUCCAAGGAUACCAUUGAUACAGAUGGUGAUGGGAAGGAGGCUACAAAGGAUAGUAGCCAUAAAGAUGAGGAGAAAAAGAAGCCUAGGAAGUGUGACAUACCCAUAAUUAAAUACAUGAAAACUCAGGUGAAGGGUUUGAGUCAUGUACCACUAUCAGUGGUGUGCAAAGCCGUAGCUGUGAUGACAGAGGACCUGUUAUUGGAUGUCGUACCACAAGCCUGGGAACUGCUGCUGGAGUAUGAUAAUGAGGUGACAGCAACAGCAGCAGUGGUGUUCAUCCUCGCAGGAGUCCGCAUUCCGGUCCACACCUCUGACGUUAUGACCCGAGAGCUCACCCACCAAGACCCCAAUACAAGACUUAAUGCUAUUCUCAGGUUUCAAGUUCUCUGGCAGUCACGAUACCAAGCCUGGCCACGGAUGGAAGAGGGAGCCCAGCUGACUUUUAAGGUGCCUCCCCAUGGAAUUGAAUUUACAUUACCAUCCCCAAAGAUAGGUGUGGAGUCUCUGCCUGUGGUAGACCCUCCCUGGAUGCCACACUUCAAGACUAAUGUGGAUGAAGUUACAGUCAACCAGAUCCAACAUAGAUCAUUCGUAACAGCCACGAGGACCAGGAGGAAGUUGCAAGCAGAGAUGGUUCGAUCUGCCUUAGAAGCAGAGGAGAAGAAGCGCCGCAUUGAGAGGGAGAAUUUCUUGCUUACCACUGUCCCCGUCACCAUUCAGGCAGCAUAUGAACCAGCUCUUCACCAUGUUUCCCCUGAUGACCAUGAGGAAGAAUUUGCUGGAGAAGAGGUCGAGGCAGAGCUUGGGAGGGGUGGAUCACAUCACGUGUCUGUGGCCCAACAGCUGUUCCCGUCAUGCCUGUGUUCCGCUGUUCUCACCAUCAUCCACCUCUUGGAUGACCCAGCUGUUACACUGGAUGGUAUUGCUGUUUAUGAAGCAGCUCAGCAGGUGAUCUGGUCAUGUCUGGUGGAGGACUCUGCUUUAUUCCUAAGAUUUUUUCUGGAGAAGUUAACACGAGAACGUCAAGAUGUUAUGGUUCGCCUUCUUCGUCGGCUGGUCCGCUUCAUUCCCCAGCUGCCCUCUCAGGCAGCUUUUGCCUUGUACAACUACAUGGUUGGGUACGUCAUGUUUUAUGUACGGAGUCCACAAGAGGCUUCACAGGACCAUAUUGCCUCGGCUCUCUCCAUACUUUGGACGGUGGUUCCCAGCAUCCAGGGAAUACUCUUCAAGGACAUAAAACAAAUUUUCCGGAAGGAGCAGUGUGACUCGGCUCUUCUGGUAACUGCCAAUGUUCCCUCUGCAAAGAAGAUCAUUGUCCAUGGCCCGGGAGGUCUCGAUGGUGGUGGUAUUCCUUCUCAGUUCCCCAUCCAGGAGGACACACAGUUUUGCCAGAUCCUGCAGGAGAGUCUGGACUUUUUCAGUAUUGCUGAGAAUGACCACAAGUAUUACUUCCUGGUGGACCAUAAAACAAAUCAGAUCCACAACCUGCAGUCCUAUGUGCGUGACUUCUACUUCUUCAAGCGGGCUCAGUAUCCACAACUUCUCAUGAUCUAUAUGGAGCCAGAUGCUGCCUAUGAUGCCCUACAGAGACAAGCUUUCACACUUAAAUUACUCGAGAUUGGAAAGGUGCUCAUGGCCUGGUCCAUCCUGAAGAGACCUGACCAGGUUGCUCAGCGUGUCUUUUUUCUGCACGAAGAGUUAACUAAAUUACCGUCUUUCCCACGCAAAGCUUUGGAGGCAGACUUCAACCUCUAUAAGGGUGGUGCCAUGGGCAAGGAGGUACGGGGGCUUGACCAACUGCACAAGUACAUGUGGGUGCAGUUAGUCACCCGGAUGUUUGAGGGUAUGGCCGGCAAUCUGACCUACAUCACUGACCUCCAUCUCUUCCUCAAUGUGAUCAAUGGUGCCUUCCUCCUCCACUGUGAAGACUCGUCGAUGCUUAGACUCUGCAUGGCUUCCUACAUCAACGCUGCUCAUCACUUCAAGAACCUCUUUUCUACAAAUGGGUAUCUGCACAUCAUGCCAACCAUUUUGCGAGUGUACAGUAAUUACCAGAGCAACAAGAUGGUAGUGACUGUGAUCGAGUUCAUCGUGAAGCAGUUGUAUAUCUUACACCGCAAGCCCUUCAUCCUGCAGAUGCUGGGUUCUGUUGCCACUAUCCUUGAUAUGGAUGAAAGUGCUGUCUAUGGAGAUGCUAAUAAGAUUCAGCCUCGGAGGCUCUUUGACAUCUUGUUGUCCCUGGAGCGGCACCACGAAGAUCCACUUCACAUCCUUGACCUUGUGACUGUGCAGAAACCCCUCAGAGCUCUGGACUUCUGCUACCAUGAAGAAUCAGACUCUGUGUCACUGCUGGAGGCAGUGGACAUGUGUGUUACUGUUGUUGCCUAUUCUGCCGACUCAAAGAGAGGUCAUCAAAUGCUGACAAUCUUGGAAGCUAACUUAGGACUGGUUCUUCGGCAUCUUCAAGCCACCGCUGGACGCGACCUACGCCAAGAGAAGGAAACCAUUCAUCACGUUGCUGUUGCUAUGAAAACUCUUGUUACCAAUUGUGAACCACUAGCUAAGAACUACACAGGACCGCAAAAGUCAGCUGGAGAAGGCAAGGGCUCAAGUCGAGUUACAUAUUCCAAGACAUCAAAGGCAUACAAUCCUGCCAUAGAGGUGGAUGAUGAUUCUCAUUCCAAGUACAUGAGUGAUUCCAAGAGAUACCAAGCCUAUGAGCGAGAUAUGGAGGACUCUGAGGCACUGCGUCAUGACUUCCGCCAGCCUCGAGACACCUUGCUGCAUGUGGUGGCCGAGUUUUUAACCACUUGCUCACAGAGAUUGGCAGAGAUCAACAAGAAAGCUGGACAGGAGAGCAAACAUUCUGAUCUUCUGGAUACUAAAUGUCAUCUUCGUCUAGCAGAGGUUGCUCACAGCCUGCUAAAGGUGGCCCCAUAUGAUCCUGCCACAAUGGGCUGCAGAGGACUCCAACGGUACAUGAAUGAGAUCCUUCCACAUCCAGAUUGGUCUCAUGAGGAUCUCAGGCCAGCACUGGUUAACAUUCUUAGAAGACUUGAUAAAAUGUUUAAUAAGAUUGCCAAGAAAAACUCCAUAAGGAGAUUAACAGACUGGGGUGCUGCAGCUAGUCUCCUGAAGGGCGUAUACACAACCCUCUCCAAGUAUCCUUACAUAGCACACCUGCCUCACCUCAAGAUGGUUGUGCAGGUCUGCCAGUCACUGAUACUCGGGGAGCGAAUAGGAGACAUGGAAGUCCACAACUUUGCCGCCUGGUCCCACUCUCCCCCUCCUCACUUUUGCUCCAUGGUAGUCAAGAUCAUUGCCAUGCAAAUCCUAGCUCUCGGGAUGUUCAGCGAUGUAACUGGGGUGACGUUCUCACUGGAGCAGAUCUGUGGUGGGUCAUCACUCUUCCCAACACCAGAGAAGACCGAGAACAUGAUUAUGAACCUCCUCCUACCUCUAUGCCUCCGAGUUGGAUGCGGACGCAAAGAUGCUCCAAGAAUGCGUCAAGCAGACAUCAGCUUUGCACUUACUGUUGUCCUGCAUGCCAUGAACCCUCCACUGGCAAAGUUGCAACCAAUACACGGCCCACAAGCCAAGACCGUACCAGGCUCUGACCCACGAUCCCAAUCCUGGUCCCACCAUCAGCUCGAUCCACGUGCCUAUCCCAAGGUCAAGCCAACCAUUCUUCGAAUAGCCUUCCUGGGGCUCAAAGUGAUGAUGGUAUGUUUUGAAAAGCAGUUGUCACAAGAUUGGCACCGCAUUCUUCAUUGUCUUCGGGAUAUGGACUCGCGCGGUGAAGGAGGAUUGGCACUUUGGGACUUUUUAGACUUUGUUGUGUCAUUCCGCACUCCUCUCUUUAUCCAGAUGAGACCAUUCAUGCUUACCAAGCUCCUUCGGCAGUGUACAAAUGAAGGCAGUGAACACUACCAGCUAAUUAUUCGUGACCGUAUCCAUGGCUGGUCAUUGCCACCUCCUAGAUGCCGAGGGUCUCUCCUCCUCGACCUUGCUCACCAGGUCAAACAGCUUAAGGAUGAGGUCAUUACUACUAAAGUAACAGGGGAACAAGACAUGCGUCCCUCAGCCCUGGAAAUACAAAGUGAAAUAUCUCAUGUAUCUCGCCGACCUCGGAUGUCAUAUGCUGGCCCUCACUCGGAGUGCCCUGCACGGCCUCUGACCUCUCCUCCCCUCAGGUCAAAAGGCUCUGUGUCAAGCAGCAGUACUGGAUGUUCAUUGGCGCUCCACCGAGACCUGUCUGUGCGCUCCGAGCCACGACCUGCCCCCAUACCCUCCCACGACUCUCAGAUUCCUCCGCUCCCAGAUGCAGAUAAACUCAGAAGGACCUCAUUAGCUGAGGAGUUGCAACCUUUGAGUAAAGGUGAGGAUAGUAGUGUAUCAACACCUACAAGCCCAGGCGAAGGUGGUGGCAUGGCGAAUGGAAGCCAGGAGAGUGUUCGUAGUGGUGUAAGACCCAGACUACAACGACAAAUGGCUCAGUCUAGAAAGACUUUCCGGUUUCGAAAGAGCAAACAUGGGCAUGGGCACGCUGAGACACAGGAGCGGCAACCUCAAGUCGCUCACAUUGAUGUUGAACCCACUCGACUUCCUCCUGUGACUGGUGCACAGAUGGUAACGGGCGAGGACCCAGCCCUCAGGGAGCUCUCUGUCCCACUUAUACCUGAAGACGAUUUUACACCACCUGGCCAUUCCACUGCCACUACGACCACCACCAAGAGAGAAAAGUCAAAGGCCAGCAUUAUACAACCUGAACCAGAAAGUGUAAGUGAAAUAAGCUACAUGGAAACGUCUACCAUAUCUGGCUAUCGUGAGAGUUUUGGUGGCUUUGACAUGAGUCUUCAGGAGCUUGAACGCCUUGAGAUGCAGGUCCGUACAGGAAAAUACAAGGAGCCACUGACUGGUCCUGUUGUGCCCUCGCCAAGAAAGACUUCAGUAGUUGAGACCCGGUUCCAUGAGCCUGGGGCUGCUAACGAGAAAAACGUUGAGGAAGUUAGAACGGCUAGCCCAAAAGUCCAAACUCCAUCUGUACCAUCACCAGCUUCCCGAAGAUCUGAACCUUCUAAUGAGAAAAAAAGUGCUCAAAUGCAAGAUUCCCACCAACUAGGCACUACAGUUCACGCUUCACAACGUCAGAACCAGUACUCCCAGUAUCCUCAUUCAUCUCGUGUUUCUCAUGCCCAGCUCUCACAAUCAUCUGUUAUUGCCCCUCCUCACGCAGCUCAUGCAAGUCGCACACCCCAAUCCAUUCAUACCUCAUACUCACCUUCUACCCACAGUACUCAUUUCUCACAUGCUCCUACCUCAACCCAUAGUACUCAUAUUUUGAAUGCUCCUCAUUCAACCCAUGGCACUCAUAUUUCUCAUAUUCCUCAGUCAACCCAUGGUACUUACAUUCCUCAUGUUCCUCACUCAACAUAUGAUACUUACAGCUCGAAUGAUCCUCAGUCAAUCCAUGGUACUAACAUCUCAAAUGAUGCUCACUUAUCCCACUGUGCUCAACACGCACACCAUUCUGUCCACUUUUCAGAUCUUUCAUAUAUAGCCCAUACUGGGCAUUAUCAGUCUGCCCACACAGCACAAGCCCUCCCCUUCCCCCAUCCCUCCCAUCUAAAUAGUAUUCCUGCAACAUCAUAUGACCAAGUGUCUCAUUCUUCUCGGUCAGCCCAACCAGUAGUCCAGUCCUCUUGUGCUCAGCAUGCUGUGCGCUCUGAUCAGUAUGCCCAUGCUAGUUUUUCUACUCAGUCUAAAGAGUCUGCUAAUGUAGGUCGCACAGUACAUCACAUCCAUACUUUUCAUUCUCCUCAUAAAGUAAACCAGACACAUGCCUAUUCAAGUCAUGUAGAGUCAAUGCAGUCAACAUGCCCAAGUCAUGGAGUACAGUCUGUCUCCUCUUUGCAGGCUACACAUGCAGCUCAUGCCCCACAAUAUAUCCAACAUGUUCAGGAUGUCCCGCCUAUUCAGUCAGCCCGUGCUGUUCCACCUAUCCAAAUUAGCAAAACAAUCUGCCAGAGCCAUUCACCUCAUCCUGACCACUCUAUGCUUAUUUCCCAUCCUGGUCGCUCAGCCCAAACUGUCCAGCAUCUCCCUCACCAUUUCACGACUGCUCCCGAGCAUGAAAGUUACAUGCAUACCCCUGGACAGUCUUCCCACACUACUCACUAUAUGCCACCAACUCCAGCAGCACACUCCCCUCGUUCAAGCCACCACACCCACCCCACUGUUUGGAGACACUCAUGGGCUGAAGGAGAAGCAAAGGAACAGCGUGUGUGGACAAAACCAGAUGGUAGUAGUAUGUCAAGGUUUGAAUGUGAAGAAAUGGGAGUGCCAGAACGCAGCCAUGAGGGGGUGACUACAACACGACAUGUCUGGGAAGUACAAUCAGAAAUAAGGUCAGGAGAGAAUCUAACACCUGGAGAAUUAACUUCCUUAUUGAAACGUUUUGAACACCGUACUCCUUCAGAACAAUCUUUGCUUGUAGCAGAAAGGGAUGAAGAUACACUAAUUUAGAUACAAAAAUGAAGUAUUGAACUUAAUGAAUCUUUCCUUUCUGAUUAGCCCUUGGUAGAUCAGAGAAAACCCAUGCAGAUGAUGAGUCACAAUAACAUGGCUGAAUGUAUGAUGACCAAAUCACACAUCUGAAAGUGAAGAGAACCCUAUGAAAGCAUAGGUGCAACACAGGCAACUGUGUGAAGUAAAUUUGGCAUCCCUCAGUAAACAAUUGUUUAUGUAUACUGUACCCUGGUUGCGAUGUGUCCAACUACCACCAGAUGGCAGCCUAGGUCAGUUUGUCCUUUCAAUUUGGCCAUGUUAAACCCAGUAAACCAAUUGGAAAGAAGAAGAUGGCAGGGGCAGGGAGCCACUGGGGUCCACCAGUGUAGAUGAAAUUACCAGCACAUAUGAAUCAGUACAGUACCCGAUAUUAAGUUUAAGCCAACAACAAAUUUAGUAGCUUAUUAAUUCUCAGUUUUGAAAUCCUGAGUUAUGGGUAAUUAUUUUCAUACCCUAUUCAGAAACAAUAUAAAAUAACUUUUGUACAAAGUACUGUACUGAAUUCCUAUAUAGUACUGUAUGUAAGAAAAUGUUAAGAGUUUAAUAUAUUCAGUAUUGUGAAAUAUUGUUGAAGGUUUUGGAAAAAUUGCAAGUUAGGCUGUAUACAAAAUAUAAAGCUAAUACCGUGUCAUUGUUACAUGGGAUUUCUGAGACAUUCAGUGUGAUUGGAUACCAUUUCACAUUUAACCCCCUAGAGCACUGCAACUUCCCACAUACAAUUAUAGUGCCAAAUAAUUUAUCUAUCAAUCCCUGUAAUCAAAGAUUAAACCCAUAAAAAAGGUGUAGUAUAAUGUACAGUAUCUAAAAAUGUUAUGAGUUUAUACAAAUCUAUAUUGUAUAUAGCACAAUAUAUAUCAGAUAUAACCAAGGAAAAGGUAUUGUAGUUUUGUGGUGGUGAGAGUUGGCAAUUGACCAAGUACUAUUGCAAUUCUAGAAAUUAUUUAAAUAAUUUUCCCACUGUAAAAAUAUCUUUGCCAUGGAAAUAGUGUAAUACAGUGUUGAUAUACAGUACUGUAUAUACAUAUUGUAUUAGUUUAUUAAGGAUUCAUCAUUUUAUCCAUCCAUAUUUAAUAGGGAAAUUUUUCAAGCAAAUUUUACAUUCUUUGUCAAUUAAUAAUUUAUAUAUACAUUAUUUACUUUGAUCACAGUUAGGUUAAAAUGUUAUGAAAAUAUAAAUCCAUUUAUUUUCAUUUAAAUUACAGUAUCAUAAUUUUAAAUUCUUGUUCAACUUAAUAAGCAAAGCAAUGUUAAAAUAUCAUAUAUGUUGGAAUUUUUGUUAUGAAAAUGUUAACUAUUUGUAUAGAAUAUAGUAGUAAUAAAUAACUGAUAACAUUUAUCAUGAGAGUCUAGAGUAAUGCUCCAAACAUACGUUGACAUGCACGAGUGCACUGUUUGUUUAGUAGUCUCUGUUUGUCAUCGUCAGUAAUCUUCGGGUUCAAUAUUACUAUAAACUUUAUACUGUAUAUGUAUUAUAAAAGCAAGGUUAUACCACUUAAUAUACACCAUGAUAAUGUCACUUUCUUGCUAAUAAUAAUGUUUUAUAUGUUGCAUAAUGAAUAAAUUAUAUACACACACGUAUAUCAGUAUGUAUAGCAUAUUGUAUCUACAAUUUGCCAACUGGCCAGUAUGCAACAAUUUAUAAUGUAUUAACAGUAAGCGCCUGCCAGUCCACAGCCACAAGUGGUGUUGUGCUAGAUCUGAUUUUCAAAUUACUUGCAUAAUGCUCAGUUGUCCCUCCCUGCUGCUUGUUAAGAUCUCCACAAGUCAGCCUGGUUUGAUUAGCGCAGAGAGAAAAUGCUAGACAAGAGAAGGCAGUAUCUGGUGCCCGACAGCAUGACUUCACUGUAGUGCAUCAUAUCAACAAGUCCAAAAAACUCUAUAUAGGGACGCUCACUAGCACCAAGGAGCAGUUUAAGAUAUCAUUCACACAAGAUAACAGUAGGAACUCAAACUACAUUGUCAGAUACCUAAAGGCCUGGAGGAGGUAUGGUAUCUCUUAAAUUAAUUUGAUGGGAUUGAACACAAUAUUGUAAUCAUUUUUCUUUGUUUUCCCCCUUUAAUUAUGACUUGUGUAUGUUGUAAAAUGUAUAUCUAUUAAUAAAUAUUUUUAUUUAAAAAAUUUCUUUUAUGAAAAAUAAAGAUAUUUUGACGCUAAAACCUGUAGUCACCAAGUGAUAAAAAUAAACUGUGUUGAAAGUAAUCACAUGCCCUUAUCUGGCAGGUUCCUCAGUAGUACCCAGAGCCAAUUGGGAAACUACAUGAAGGGCCCUUCCAAGAAAAACUCAUGCUAGUCUGCUCUGGUCCAUAUAGUUUUGCAAAAGUAGUUCCACUAAACUGUUACUUUCUUGGGGGAGCCCCUUCUGAUCCCUUGAAGCUAUCUCGCCAAGAUGGCUCCCAAUUACUAGGUCACAU